AUGGAUUCUGAUUCCGGUGGUCAAAAGCCUUCCUCCGCCUCGAAUAAGAGUGUUCCUCGACGGGAACCCGUUGCGUGUCGACGACGCAAGACGAAGUGCACCGGAACGCACCCCUGUGAGAUCUGUUGCCUUGAAUCGUCAGAAUGCAUCUACGUCCCAGGUCCAGCGAGGACAAGGCGAUCAACCCAGCGGGCCUCAAAAUCCAGUCCCCCCAUCGAUUCAAGUCAUGAUCCUCGAUCCGACGCUUCUCGGUCAGGGCAGACACCGAAUGGCACUGCGUCUUCCGAGUCACCGUGGGAGGGGCCGGCUUGUGAGGAUAACAGUCAAGAAUUGGCGUCCUCGGUCAUUUCCUAUGGCCGGGCUCCAGUCCGGUGGACAUUCCAGAAUGCGCACCCGACGGGCGAGUCCGAGUUGAAUCCCAUUCCGUCGGCUUCCAGCUUCGAUAUCAACAAAUGGGACGUUCAGUCGAAGCUGGUCGAGGUACAGCGCAUGCGGAUCAUGGUCCGCACGUACCUGGCCAAGGCGAACCCGCGCAUCCCCUGUCUCAAUAGCCGGCAGCUAAACGGGGACGUGGAGGCACUGCUGGAGGGACAGGGGGAUAUGGGCCAGAACAAGCUCCAGACUGUGGCGCUGGUCGAUCUCGUAAUGGCGCUGGAGCAGAUCAUGACCGAUGACACGGCAUGUUCUAGCUCUAUUCCGCCAGGGUGGAGGGAGUUUAAGCAUGCCGAACGCCUUCUGAGAGACACGGCAUGGAAGGGAAUCUGGAAUGUAAAGAGCGUCCAGUGUUUGACGCUGAAGGCGAUGUAUCUCCUCUACAUAGACAGAUGGGACCUCGCGUACGAUGUUACUGGCAGCGUAGUGAGGAUUUGUUUCCAGCUAGGGCUGCAUAAUCAAGCCAGCUGGUCGUCCUGCUCUCCAUUUGAGAUUCACCUGCGCCAACGGAUCGUGUGGACGGUCUUCUGCUUGCAGCAUCAUAUCGCAGAUGCCUGUGGUCUGCCCUACCAGCUUCACCUGUCGGAUCUUGACGUCGCACUCCCGCCACAUGUGGAUGACAUGAAACUGCACGCUGGCCUGAAUGCGCUGCCUGCUGAUAAUCCAGAGGCCCCGAUCGCCCCUCUUGACGUUGCGUACCGGCACUUCGCGUUGCUUGCAGAGGCUUGGGACCGCGUCCUCACGGCCAAGACAGCGAAUCUCCCAGACCCGGACACGGUAGCAGGGAUUGACGCCCAGAUUGAGCUACUGCUCCAGGAGAUUCGUGGUCCUUUGCAAUGGCGAUCUGAUUUGGGAGGAGUGUGCAUCCAUGCUCGUUCCCAGUUCCAUGUGCGCCAGGGCUUGUUGAUUCACUUGCUCCUGAAUAGCCUCCGUCUCCUCCUCCGUCGGGGAUGGGUCCACAGUCUUGACAUAUGCCCCGGCGUCCUGAAUCUCUGCGUCGAAAUCGCCACGGACAGCAUCAGCUCCAUCCACGAGUACUACAGCACCGACCUCCCCCAACCGCUAGAGCGACAUGCAUCAGCGCGCUUCCUUUUGGGCUCGAUACAUGUGCUGAGCCAUAUAGCCCUCCACAAACCAUGGCUCGUACAGUCAACCGUCCGACAAGCGACGGCCAGCUUCGACCAGGGCAUUUCCCUCCUGAAGGAGUUCGCCUGCCGUCUACCCCUAGCCCGAACAUCUUUGCACCAGCUGCGAGACACAAUAGUUGCGAUUUCUGGGAAGCGGAACGAGUGUCUCUCUACGAGGUCUGUUCAUCAAGACGAUGGGAGUAAGGGGAAUGGCUUUGCGUGGCUGGACUUUUUGAAUUUGGAGAGUUUGCAGGAGCCCCAUGGGUCUACAGAGGAGGUAGUUUCGAUGAAGUCGGACUCGUCUGAUGCGUAUACUCAGCCUUUCAUCCAUACUGAGGGAUGGCUUGCUGGGUAA
This is a messenger RNA of Monascus purpureus, 1914 nucleotides long. NCBI's taxonomy places the organism in Eukaryota, Fungi, Ascomycota, Eurotiomycetes, Eurotiales, Aspergillaceae. The record is from the annotation of a GenBank genome assembly.